This is a messenger RNA of Microtus oregoni (creeping vole), 777 nucleotides long. RefSeq names its product 40S ribosomal protein S2-like. Gene Ontology annotation, molecular function: structural constituent of ribosome; RNA binding. The record is from RefSeq and is a predicted model, not a curated record. The coding region runs from base 1 to 777 and encodes 258 amino acids. Lineage: Eukaryota; Metazoa; Chordata; Mammalia; Rodentia; Cricetidae. The transcript has 3 exons. Gene Ontology annotation, biological process: translation. Gene Ontology annotation, cellular component: cytosolic small ribosomal subunit; ribosome.
AUGAUGUGGGUGCAGUGGGAGGGCUCAGUGGACCCAGGGGCUCGUGGAGGUGAAGCCAAAGACAAGGAGUGGAUCUCCGUCACCAAGCUGGGUCGUCUGGCUAAGGGCAUGAAGAUAAUGUCCCUGGAGGAGAUCUACUUGUUCUCCCUGCCCAUUAAGGAUUCUGAGAUUAUUGAGCUUUUCCUGGGCAUGUCCCUAAAGGAUGAGGGUCUAAAGUUCAUGCCCAUUCAGAAGCAGACUCAAGAUACUCAGGGGAGCAGGUUCAAGGCUUUUGUCACAACUGGGAACAACAGUGGUCAUGUUGGCUUUGCUAUUAAAUGUUCCGAGGAGGUAGCCACUGCAAUUCUAGGGUCCAUUAUCUUGGCCAAGCUUUCCACUGUUCCUGUGCAGAGAGGCUAUGGGGGCGGGGGCAAGAUUGGCUGUCUCUGUACUGUCCCAUACAAGGUGACAGGCUGCUGUGGCUCUCUGCUGCUGGUGAUGCAUAUAUCCCUACCCCCAGUGUAUGGCAUCGUCUCUGUUCCUGUGCCCAGGAAGCUGCUGCUGCCAGUCAGCAUUGAUGGUUUCUUUACAUCAACCAGAGGAUGCACUGCCACCCUGGGCAACUUUGCCAAGGUCACCUUUGAUGCCAUCUCUAAGACCUACAUCUUCAUGUCCCCCGAUCUCUGGAAAGAGACAGUGUUCAGCAAGUCUCCUUCUCAGGAAAACACUAACCUGAUAAGGAAUUCCUACAAAAGCCCACACCAGAGUCUCCGUUCAGAGGACCCAGGCUCCAGCUGA